GAUGUAUGGUGCGCAGUCUGAACUCGAUAUCGAAGUGCUGCUUACGUACAUUAUUCGUGAAGAUGGAAGACGUCCUAAACGAUAUUGUUUCUGCCGAAGAUUUAAAGAAAUUUGAAGGUAUAUAUAACCAGGAGUUGCGUUCAUCAAACGGAGUUUCGUUCACAACACAAUUCGAAUAUGCUUGGUGCCUUGUCAGAAGUAAAUAUUCGGCUGACAUUAGGAAAGGAAUAUUGCUGUUACAAGAUCUCUAUACCAAGCAUGAUAGAGACAAAAGAGAUUGCCUAUAUUACUUAGCCGUUGGAAAUGCCAGAAUAAAGGAGUACUCGAAGGCGCUGUCAUAUGUCAGGGCAUUCCUUCAACUUGAACCCGCUAAUGUUCAAGUACAACAUCUGGAAACGUUAAUAAGGAAGAAAAUGGAAAAAGAGGGCCUUGUGGGUAUGGCUGUUGCGGGAGGUGUUAUUAUCGGUAUCGCAAGUAUACUGGGCCUGGGCAUCGCGAUGGCAAAAAAGAAUUAGUUGAGAAAAAUUUGUGACUAUAAAUGUGAUUAUAGAUUGUUUACGCGAAACGAUAUAACUUGCCGCGUAAUUGCUUUGGGACAUUGACAGAAAAAUGGAAAAAAAAUCCAAAUAUACUAAAACUUUAAUCAAAUCCAAAAAAUGUAAUUUGUGCAUCAAUUUUCUAUUAAAAAAACGAGAACGAAGAAGUAAACCAAAUGAUUUAGUCAUAGAUUAGCUGGUAACAUUUCUUUAAUUAUUUCAUUAACAUUAUUUCCCAAAAUAUGUUCGAUAUGUAUCAAAAAUAUUAUAUUUAUUCAAUAAUUAGAUGAGUUUAAUUUUAAAUACAUUCCGAAGUUGCAUGUAAAUUAAUUAUUUUGCCUCGUAUGGUAUUAUAUCUGGAUAUUAUACAAUGUGUGGCGUGUUUAUAAGUUUAUAUAUAAAUAUUUAAAAUUUUAUUUAUACGGAAAUAUAUUUAAGUAUUAAAGCGUUACACAAUGAUAACAAGUGUUGUAUAUAAUUAGGGAAAACAGUGAAUUUAUGUUGUUACUAAAGCCUUUUAAUAAAAGUCAAUGUUUGAAACCAUG
Molecule: messenger RNA, 1081 nt
Organism: Linepithema humile (Argentine ant)
Lineage: Eukaryota; Metazoa; Arthropoda; Insecta; Hymenoptera; Formicidae
Gene: Fis1
Product: fission 1 protein
Biological process (GO): autophagy of mitochondrion; mitochondrial fragmentation involved in apoptotic process; peroxisome fission
Cellular component (GO): mitochondrial outer membrane; peroxisomal membrane
Molecular function (GO): protein binding
Source: RefSeq, a predicted model, not a curated record